Syngnathus typhle (broad-nosed pipefish) is the source of this 3062-nucleotide messenger RNA. It is a transcript of the gene cab39, whose product is annotated as calcium binding protein 39. Gene Ontology annotation, molecular function: protein serine/threonine kinase activator activity. Gene Ontology annotation, biological process: intracellular signal transduction. Lineage: Eukaryota; Metazoa; Chordata; Actinopteri; Syngnathiformes; Syngnathidae. The transcript is spliced from 10 exons. Bases 358 to 1383 code for a protein of 341 amino acids. The record is from RefSeq and is a predicted model, not a curated record.
CGAGACACGUGACGGUGACAGUGGCGCUUCUGCCAAUGUUACCAGCCGGACACAGUCAGCAAGGGGGAACAGGGAAACUGUGGCUACACAUCCACAACUAUCUAUCUACACUACAAACAAGGGGGCACGACGACGCAGGAAAACAAAGCACUUUUUGUUCCGAGGAGGGCCUGCGUUGCCUUUUACCGACGUGACGAAUUGGGGGGAACGAGUGAAAACGCCGUUCACGAGGAGUAAAAGCACCUGAGAUGGUUUGGAAGCUGGAGGCCUGUCACAGCGCUGACAAGCACGCUACAACGCACACGCAGCGGUUUGGUGGAGCGUGCGCUGAUCAGUUUCUCGUGGUAACCCACCGCCAUGCCGUUCCCCUUUGGCAAGUCCCACAAGUCGCCGACAGACAUCGUCAAGAACCUAAAGGACAGCAUGACGGUGCUUGAGAAGCAUGACAUCUCUGACAAAAAGGCUGAGAAGGCCACGGAAGAGGUGUCAAAGAGCCUGGUGGCCAUGAAGGAAAUCCUUUAUGGGACUAAUGAGAAAGAGCCCCAAACCGAAGCUGUGGCCCAACUCGCUCAAGAGCUUUACAACAGCGGCUUGCUCAGCACGUUGAUAGCUGACCUCCAGCUCAUUGACUUUGAGGGCAAGAAGGAUGUAGCGCAGAUCUUCAACAACAUCUUGAGACGUCAAAUUGGCACUCGAACACCGACGGUGGAGUACCUCUGUACCCAGCAGAAUAUACUCUUCAUGUUAUUAAAAGGGUAUGAGUCUCCAGAGAUUGCCCUAAAUUGCGGAAUCAUGUUGAGGGAAUGCAUCCGACAUGAACCCCUGGCCAAAAUCACACUGUGGUCGGAGCAGUUUUAUGACUUUUUCCGAUAUGUAGAGAUGUCCACGUUUGACAUCGCCUCAGAUGCGUUCGCCACUUUCAAAGACCUCCUUACAAGACACAAGCUACUGAGUGCAGAGUUUUUGGAGCAAGAUUAUGAUAAAUUCUUUAGCGAAUACGAGAAGUUACUCCACUCUGAAAACUACGUGACAAAAAGGCAGUCUCUCAAGUUACUAGGAGAGUUGCUUCUUGACCGGCACAACUUCAGCAUCAUGACAAAAUACAUCAGCAAGCCUGAAAAUCUGAAGCUCAUGAUGAAUUUGCUGCGUGACAAGAGCCGCAACAUUCAGUUUGAGGCGUUCCAUGUUUUUAAGGUGUUUGUGGCCAACCCCAACAAGACGCAGCCCAUCCUGGACAUCUUAUUAAAAAACCAGGCCAAGCUCAUCGAGUUCCUCAGCAAGUUCCAGAACGAUAGAACAGAGGAUGAACAGUUUAAUGAUGAAAAGACCUACCUGGUCAAACAGAUCCGAGACCUCAAGAGGCCCACCCCACAGGAGGCCUGAGGCAAGGUGCCAAGGACAACAAAGGAGGCGGGGCCACCACUUCCCGACCGCUCAACACCUGCUUAACAGACCCAUCAGCUGCUGCCGUUCUGGUUUCUGAACAAAAAAAGCAUUUCAAAGUUGUUGGGAGGUUGCCAGCCAUCAAGUGAACAUUUGUCCCCCCCGCCCCUUCUUUAGUUCAAAAGAAAACAGUAGAUGCUGCUGCUUCCAUGCACCUUAACCCAAACACGGUCCAGAAACACACAAGUCCAUCAUAAACAAAAGUUAAUGAACGCCUCCUACUUGGUACACACAUAGAAGUCAGGAUUUUAGUCGUAAUGAGUACUCAUUAGAUAUGAGUAUAUGACCAACACUUACAUACACGCGUUCUGAAAGAUUAUGGCCUCAAACCUUUGUGAUGGAAAUGGUACGAGAAACAUGGUUGUUUGCCGCCUGCCUUGCAAGGUGACGGAGGGGCAUCGGCGCCUGAUGGCGGCACUGCCGCGACCCGGCCAGUGUUGCUGCCAUGUUCAGACUGGUCAGACUGACAUGAGUCAAUGCCUUCGUCCAAUAUGGUGUGUGAGUGUGUGUGGGGGGGGCUCGCAAAUGCCAUGACACACAGUAGUCUUGACCGCCUGAGUGCUGUUAAAUAACCCACCACUGAGAAUUCUUGGGAAAAGCAAGAGAAAUGAAACUUGUGAAUACCCAAAAGUUCUCUCUGUAUUAUUUUUUGGGGAAUAGUGAGAACAUGUACAUAUGGACUUUUUUUUUUUUUUGCUUUGUAGGUUUUUUUGUUUGUUUAACCUUAACAUAGGAAUAUACGUAAUAUUGGUAUUUACCUUAAACAUAACGUUAAUGGUAAUCGAAUUUCUAAACCUUCAUUAAGCAAUUGUUUUUACAUUUCAUUUUACUGCUGAGAUGGUUGCUGCGUUUCUUGUUUGUAACUUAAAGUGUCGCUCCCAUAUUUCCUACCCAACGGAAUAUUAAUAAAAUGUGCAAAGAGGGAAAGUGAAAGGCUCAGAAAGGGCUCCAUUCUGUUUUUUGUUUUUUUAACAACAUCUCUCCUGGAUAGAAAAGGGAGGUUGAGAUCAGUAGUGCUUUAGUUAAAAGCCAAUUGAAACCAACUGCAAAUUGGAGGAAAGAACCCCAAGGGAUAUCCACUCCUCAAUAUCAGUGAUUGUAUUUCCCCAUUCUUUCUGAGCUACUGGCUUGUUUCUUGGGAAGUGCUUUUGUGGUACACUUAGUAAGACCUUGGUAGCUUUCCAACUACCUCUAAGGGUCUUUUAAUGGAAUAUAAAUCCAGUACAGUUAUGAGUGCUAAGCAUCUGUGGUUGGAAGAAUUGGGCGUGAUGGUUUGACCUUAUGGUACGUAAACAAACCUAUGAACAGAAUUGCAGUGAGUUGACAUAGUCCACUAUAUAUAUAUCAAACAGGUAAUAAGUAUACCUAUAGUGCAGGCCACAGCACUGCUCAGAGCCCAGCCCCUCCACGCACAUUGAACAUGCAUGUUCCUACACUGGCUGUGCAUGAUGCUGUACUAAUGAUGUUGUACUGGAAUUGUUAAUUUAACAACUUUGAAAUGUCACAUUGAACUCAGCUUGUAUGCAGCUUUUCAGCGUAAAACAAAUGGGUGCUUUCGGAAGUGUCAAAAGUCCUGAGCCGAAUGAGAAUAAAGUAAAAAAAAGUUUGAAAUUAAAUAA